This is a messenger RNA of Miscanthus lutarioriparius, 201 nucleotides long. The record is from the annotation of a GenBank genome assembly. Lineage: Eukaryota; Viridiplantae; Streptophyta; Magnoliopsida; Poales; Poaceae.
AUGACGAAGUGCCGGAGAGAGCCCGAUGCCAUGGACCUCCUCGAGGAGAUGAUGGCGCGGGGCGUGCUCCCAGACCUGCAGACCUUCUCCGGCCUGAUGGAGCACCUGGCCGGCGCCGGCGACCUCAAGGGCGUGCACCGGCUGCUCGGGCUGGUGCGGCAGUGCGAGCUGCUGUUAGAUAAGCCUAGCAUCUAUAUUUAG